AUGGACGAUUUAUAUUAUCCAUGCAGGGAACUUUCCCUUGAUGAGGGUAUGGUGCUGUGGAGAGGGCGUUUGCUCUUUCGACAGUAUAUCAAGGGGAAGCGCCACAAAUAUGGCGUAAAGUUAUACUCCCUUUGUGAGCCUCAGGGCCUUUUGAUUAGGUUUGCAGUGUAUUCUGGUGGUGAAGGUGAGUUAGGGGGCAAAGGCCACGCCUCUAAGGUGGUUAUGCACCUAAUGAGAGGGAAACUUGGUGUAGGCCAUUCCUUAUAUAUGGAUAACUACUAUAAUAGUGUUGCUCUUGCCUCCAAGUUGUUAGCAAAUAAAACAUACUGUACUGGCACCCUCAGACUCGACAGGAAGCAUGUUCCAGCUGACGUCAAGACAGCUAAGCUGCAGGUGGGGGAGACAAUACAAAGAUACGCUGAAGGAGUCAUGGUGGCCAAAUGGAGGGACAAGCGGAUAGUGUCAUAUCUAUCUACUGAACAUGAAAACAACAUUGUGCUAAUAUCUAAUCGACGUAAUGUGCAACGAGAAAAGCCCAUGGCUAUUGUCCAGUACAAUGCCAACAUGAAGGGGGUAGAUAGGAGUGACCAAAUGCUCGCCUACUACCCCAGUGACCAUAAAUCUGUACGUUGGUACAAGAAGAUUUUCAUACAUCUUCUACAAAUGAUAAUGGUAAAUGCCCACAAGUUGUACAAUGUUGCAAAUGACACCAAUACUAUGCAACUGUAUGAUUUUCGCUUACAGGUUAUUGAUGCUCUGUUACCUCCCAAACAACAAGCUCCUCCAGUGCGGCCUCCACGCAACCCGCUGCACGUUCUUUCAAAGACCACUGCGCUUGACAAGAAAGGACGACUUCUAGGAAAAAGAUGCCGUCAGUGUCUAAAGGAAGGAAGGCGCAAAGAAACUGUGUACAUGUGUGCGCAAUGCCCUGGUGAACCGCCACUGUGUGCGUUGGGUUGCUACGACAAGUACCAUGCGCAGCUUCAAGAAUAA
Messenger RNA from Homalodisca vitripennis (glassy-winged sharpshooter), 993 nucleotides. RefSeq names its product piggyBac transposable element-derived protein 4-like. The record is from RefSeq and is a predicted model, not a curated record. Lineage: Eukaryota; Metazoa; Arthropoda; Insecta; Hemiptera; Cicadellidae. The transcript has a single exon. Bases 1 to 993 code for a protein of 330 amino acids.